Chanos chanos (milkfish) is the source of this 1164-nucleotide messenger RNA. RefSeq names its product sphingosine-1-phosphate receptor 4 (gene s1pr4). Gene Ontology annotation, cellular component: membrane. Gene Ontology annotation, molecular function: sphingosine-1-phosphate receptor activity. The record is from RefSeq and is a predicted model, not a curated record. Lineage: Eukaryota; Metazoa; Chordata; Actinopteri; Gonorynchiformes; Chanidae. Gene Ontology annotation, biological process: G protein-coupled receptor signaling pathway. The transcript has a single exon. The coding region runs from base 1 to 1164 and encodes 387 amino acids.
AUGGAGGGGUAUUCUCGUCUCCUCCCCUCGUGCACCGAUUCCUACAGCUGGAAAAAUGGCAGCCUGAUCAUGGACCACUACAACCACACGGGCCGUCUUCAGAACCGGAAACCCAGUCAGAAUGGCAUGAGCACAGCAGCCGUCGGGCUCCUCUGCUUCAGCAUCUGCAUCAUCCUGGAGAACCUUGUGGUUCUGCUGGCGGUUCUGUUCCGGGUCCGGCUGCGCCACAGAUGGGUCUACAUUUGCAUCGCCAACAUCGCCCUCAGCGACCUGCUGACUGGCACCGCCUACGUGGUCAACAUCUGCAUGUCAGGCACGCAGACGUUCCAGUUGACGCCCUCCCUGUGGCUGUUCCGUGAGGGUCUGCUCUUUGUUGCUCUGGCUGCCUCCAUCUUCAGCCUGCUGCUGAUCGCCGUGGAGCGGUACUCCACAAUGAUGACGCCCUUGCACCAGAAAUCAGCCAGAAAGACUUACCGUAUCUACGGUCUGGUGCUGCUGUGCUGGGUGGCUGCCCUCGGGAUCGGGUUCCUGCCGCUGCUGGGCUGGAACUGCAUCUGUCAUCUCAGCAGCUGCUCCACCUUGCUCCCCCUCUACUCUAAGUCCUACAUCCUCUUCACCCUGGUGCUCUUCUUCCUCAUCCUCUUAGCCAUCGGCAUCAUCUACUUCGCCAUCUACUGGCACGUACGCAGCAGCGGGGACGCAAGAUCAGCCAGGAACCAGAAGCGUUCGCUGAGGUUACUGAAGGCAGUGAUUUCCAUCGUGGGGGCGUUUGUGGUCUGCUGGGGCCCCUUGUUCAUCCUCCUGCUGAUGGAUUUCUUCUGCUUCUCCCGUAGCUGCAGCGCCCUCUACAACCCGGAGUGGGUCAUCGCGCUGGCGGUUCUGAACUCUGCCAUGAACCCCGUGAUCUACUCGUUUGGCAGCCUGGAACUUCGCAAAGCCAUCGCCAGCCUCCUGUGCUGCUGCUGCCUCCUCCUCGGCGUCUUUGACAGCAAGACCUUUAUGUCUAAGGAAACGUCGAGCACGUCUGGGAGCCGCCACAGCAGCCUGAGAAACAGCUUCAGCAAAGUAAGGAAUCUAAGCACCAGCCCCCAGCCCCCACCCAGGAGCUCCAAAAAGACUCGCCUCAGUUCCACCACUUCCUGUCUCUCAGUGUCUAGUGGUUAG